UACGAAUGAAUGAUGCCUCGUGCAUAUUGAUAUUUUUAUUUGAAACGGGAUCGAUGUUUUCAGAAACGAAAGUAGAUAAAAUUAUAGCGCCAAAUAUAAACUAAAAGUAGAAGUUCAGCUGACACCGACGAAGAUGUCAAAAAAGCGUGGUUUAAGCGUGGAAGAGAAGAGAAGCAGAAUGAUGGAGUUCUUCUAUGAAAAGAAGGACUUUUUUCAACUGAAAGAAUUAGAGAGACUUUGUCAAAAAGAAAAAGGAAUCACUUCAAUGUCUGUUAAAGAAAUCCUUACGAGCCUGGUUGAUGACGGGAUGGUUGAUACAGAUAAAAUUGGCACAUCAGUUUAUUUUUGGGCAUUCCCCAGUAAAGCAAGUCAGAAUAGAAAACGAAAACUUGAUGAUUUGAUAAACAGAAACAAUGAGUUGGAUGAAAAGAAAAGAACUCUGGAAAACAAUAUCAAAAAAGCCAAAAUUGGAAAAGAAGACUCUGAGAAGCGAUCUCAAAUAAUCCAAGACUUAGAUGGUAAAAAGCAAGAGAAAGCCUCCUUAUUAAAAGAAAUAGAUAAGUACCGAGAAUGUGAUCCCGAAGUUAUAGAGGCAGUGCAGAAACAAACAGGAGAGGCAAAAGAGGCCGCUAAUCGUUGGACAGAUAAUGUUUUCUCCAUUAAAUCAUGGAUUAAAAACAAAUUUCAGUUUGAAGAAAGUGUGAUUGAUAAACAAUUUGGAAUUCCUGACGAUUUCGACUACGUUGAAUAAAAGUUUCUUGAAAAUCAUAUGAAUUUGUUUGUAUUGUUAAAUCUGUUAUGCAAUAAAUAUUUUCCUGGUGCAA
Messenger RNA from Ostrea edulis (European flat oyster), 824 nucleotides. Its product is annotated as meiotic nuclear division protein 1 homolog. Bases 134 to 751 code for a protein of 205 amino acids. Lineage: Eukaryota; Metazoa; Mollusca; Bivalvia; Ostreida; Ostreidae. Gene Ontology annotation, biological process: reciprocal meiotic recombination. The record is from RefSeq and is a predicted model, not a curated record. The transcript has 6 exons. Gene Ontology annotation, cellular component: nucleus. Gene Ontology annotation, molecular function: double-stranded DNA binding.